Messenger RNA from Trichoplusia ni (cabbage looper), 8046 nucleotides. It is a transcript of the gene Vav, whose product is annotated as protein vav. Gene Ontology annotation, biological process: cell migration; regulation of GTPase activity. The transcript is spliced from 16 exons. The record is from RefSeq and is a predicted model, not a curated record. Gene Ontology annotation, cellular component: cytoplasm. Lineage: Eukaryota; Metazoa; Arthropoda; Insecta; Lepidoptera; Noctuidae. Bases 175 to 2580 code for a protein of 801 amino acids. Gene Ontology annotation, molecular function: protein binding; guanyl-nucleotide exchange factor activity.
CUCAAAUCUUCAGUUGUCAAAAAUUCUUGUUCUUGCUUGGUUCGUCCUAUGUUUGUUGUAUCAAUUUGUAUGUCAAUUAUCAAUUAACCCUCGUUUGAUGAUGGCCUGUUGAUUAUUAAAAAGCAGUGUUCGGUACCGAUGCUAUCGAUGUGCACUAUAAAGUUUAUGUAAAUCAUGGCUGCUGGCGGAGAGGAUCUCUGGCGCGAGUGCGCGUCCUGGCUGACGAGAUGUGGCUUGCUACGUCCCGACCAUAAGGCGAAUUGGGAAACGAGUUCAAUCCACGACCUGGCGUACACUCUGCGCGAUGGCGUUCUCCUGUGUAACCUGCUGAACGUGCUGCACCCGGGCUGCGUCGACAUGAAGGACGUCAACCAGCGACCUCAGAUGGCGCAGUUCCUGUGCAUGCGGAACAUCAAAGUGUUCCUGCGGACAUGCCACGAGGUGUUCGAGCUGCGGGAGACGGACCUCUUCGACCCCUCCAUGCUGUUCGACCUCUCCAACUUCCACCGAGUACUGUGCACGCUGGCCAAGCUCAGCCAGUGCCCGAAGGCCGUAGCAAAAAGUAUCAAACCAUUCUCGGCCCUCCGGACACAAUCGGAGGAGGACAUAUACAAAGAUCUGCAGUCUGUUGGCGGCGCGAUCGCUCCCGCCGCCGACGUCGGUGAGUACGCGAGCUACUGCGCGCGCAUCCACGACGAGGAGAUCUACCACGACCUGUGCGCCGUCAAGAACAGCGUGCGCGACCUGCCGCCCGUGCAGCCGCCCGCUUUCAACACACUAGCGACGUCGUCACAUAGUUUAGAAAAGAGAGAUUAUGUUAUACGAGAACUUGUCGAUACGGAGAACAAUUACGUCGACGUUCUGAGCAAAAUAAUCAAAUACUUCCUGAGGCCGCUGAUGCCUUACCUCAAACCUCAGGAUAUGCAAGUUAUAUUUUUCGGUAUAAAGGAACUCCACGAGACCCACACUGGUCUGCUGCGGCAGCUGAAGCUGGCCACAGAGAACUGCGUCCCGGGCAGCGGCGCGCCGCGGCUCGCCGACGUGUUCCUGGCGUGGCGCGAGCGGCUGCUGCUGUACGGAGACUACUGCUCGAACCUCACCAACGCACAGGACACGCUUAAGAUGUUGGAUGCUAGGGAUUCCACCUUCAAUAAACAGUUAGCUAAAUGUCAAAAGGAACACAGUGAUGGCCGGAUACAGCUGCGCGAUAUAUUGUCUGUGCCGAUGCAAAGGGUACUAAAAUACCACCUGCUACUGGAUAAGCUGGUGCAUGAAACGCAACCGAAUCACGAAGAGUUCCGAGGGUUGGAGCGGGCGAAAGAAGCGAUGGUCGACGUAGCGCAGUACAUCAACGAAGUCAAAAGGGAUAGUGAGGUGCUGGCGCUACUCGCUAAAGUACAGGAGAGCAUAUUAGACUGGGAAGGGGGCGCACUAGGCGCGGGCGGCGCGGGGCUGGCCGCGUACGGGCGCCUGCUGCUCGACGGCGAGCUCAAGGUCAAGGCGCACGAGGACCAGAAGCUGCGCUCGCGAUACGUGUUCGUGUUCGACAAGCUCAUGCUGCUGUGUAAACCUGUCAAGGACAACCAGUACUCGUACCGCGUGGGCGUGCGGCUGGCGGAGUACCGCGUGGAGGAGGGGCUGGGGCGGCGCGCGCUGCGCGGCGAGGCGCGCUGGGCCUCGCACUUCUACCUGGUGCGCCGUACCAAGGACGCCACCUUCACGCUGUACGCGCGCACCGACGACGCCAAGCGCAAGUGGGUCAAGGCCAUCCGCGACGCCAUUGACAACUUGGAGCCGCCAGGCUGUCGGAGUACGAAUCACAAGUUCGUGUUACAUACGUUUGAAAAACCAGCCACCUGUCAUCACUGUUCCAAGUUCCUAAAGGGCAGAAUAUUUCAGGGCUACCUGUGCACGGUGUGCAACGCGUGCGCGCACAAGGAGUGCAUCGCGCUGUCGGGGCGCUGCGGCGGGGGCCUGGCGCCCGCGCCGCCGCUGCCGCCGCACCAGCACCAGCCCGACCAGGCGCUGCACUACUACAUGUGGUACGUGGGUGAGAUGGGUCGCGAGACGGCGACAGCCCGGCUGGAGCGGCGCGUGGACGGCACGUUCCUGCUGCGCGUGCGGCCGCACCCCUCGUACGCGCCGCACCACGCGCCCACCGACACCAACUACGCGCUCUCGCUCAAGACGGAUAACACGGUGAAGCACAUGCGCGUGUGCCGCAAGCCCAUCGACCAGGUGCAGCACUACUUCCUGUCCGAGUCGCGCUUCUUCCGCAGCAUCGUCGAGCUCAUCACCUACUACGAGAAGACCAGCCUCUCCGAGAACUUUGAGGGAUUGAACUCGAACCUGCGUUGGCCGUUCCGGCGUGUAGUGGCCACAGUGAUCCACGACUUCCGGCCGCUGGAGUCCUCCCAGCUGGCGCUGCGGCCCGGCGCCAAGGUGCUCGUGCUCAGCAAGGAGGGCGACAGCCGCGGCUGGUGGAAGGGCCGCACGCUCGACAAGGGCGACAACCGCUCGGGCUACUUCCCCAAAGAGUGCGUGCGGGAGGAGCCGGAGUGUAUCGGAGCGCUUGACUGAUGUCAGCUUUGCCUCGCCGAGCGCGAGCUGCACUUCUCGUCGCCGCGCCCGCACGCGCCCGACGACGACCCGGACGACAACGACACGGCCGACCUCGUCUAAUGGCGCCCGGGGACCGAAACACGAACAGACACUCGUCCUUACACCCUAAAGGACUGAUCGAGAAAGUUAAGCGGUCAAGAGGAACCGCUUUCACAUCUCAGUGUGAUUGAUAUACAAUAUCGAUGAAAAGAAAACUAUCAAUGCUCUGUACCAACGUGUAAUGUACAGCAAUUUAUGUCCACUCCAAUGUGAACCUUAUAAUGUAGUAGAUAAUGUCUUAAAUUCACUUGAUAGACGUAGUGACGAGGAUAUAUUUUCAUAUCGGUGUUAAAGCGAUCGUUUGUAGAGAGUAAGAUGAAUGGACUUAUAUGAAAUAUAUCGAUGUAAUUGAUGUCAAAUAAUAGUCUCGGAUAUUGCGAGUUAUGCGACAUAACGUCGCUAGAGAUGGUGUAAAUAAUUGUAUGGUGUGUAUAUACGUGUAGGGUGGUAAGCAAUGUUACAUUCACGGUAUUGUUGCGGUAACAUGGUAGCUACUUCUGUAACUCUAUAGUUCAACUCAAAAAUACUUCUUUUUAAGAAAUUAUGAUGAAUGUAAUGCAAGUUGGGAAACCAACACCUUGUUCAAGACUUCUUGUUAGAUUUUAGUAGGACAAAAUAAAAAAACAACAUGUGUUAGGUAGAAUUAAAUAUUAAAAUUAUGGACAACAGAUAUUUACUAAGGGCUAAUUAAUGCCCACAACUUGGAAAGCAUCUUUAUUCUCAUUAUAGCUGAUAACAUUGCUACUUAUAGGUGCACAUAACCUAUAUCAAUGUUGCCAGGUGUAAAUAAAAAAAUCGAAGUGAAAUGUCUAUGGUAAAUAUUCAAAUGUACAGAAACUACCACAUUAGUUAUCAGAGUCACUGUUGUGUAUAGGCACGUUCACUUUUGUGAACACUUUUAUUUUAAUUGACAAGUAAAUUAAAAUUAUUUACACGAUUUAUUGUAUAUGGCGUAGAACGCGUAUGAAUUUAAUAAAAGAAAAUUAUAGGAUUGCUUACAAAAGAUCUAUUUUUUGUAGAGCAGCGAUCGCAUCGCGUUCUAUUUAUUUUAAAAUAUAAUUUAGUGUUAAUAUCAGCAAGUAAUACAUGUAAGUGUAAUUAGUUGGACACAACACUCUAGUCGCGUGUUUGGGAGUUUACGAAGCAAUCUCACUUCGGUGUUAUCUACGUGUAAAGUUUGUGUGCGUGUGAUUGUGUGGACUCUACGUCUAUGCUCUUGGUGGAAUUCUGUGUUCAAUUUACUGAUUAACGCUGUUCUCAAAUGUACUAUGACAUAAGGUAUGACAUUCUCAAGCUUUAUACUGCAUCCUUGGACGCUAUUGGAAGUGUGACUUAUUUAAUCUGUAACAUCAUUAAUCAGUAAAUUUUAAAUCGUAUAUAUUUGUGUAAGAACACGCUCUCUUCUCUCACGGUUGGCACUCGGCAAUGUUUUAUGGUGCGUACGAUGCUUUAAUGUAGUUAUAUUGUAGGGACGUCGGGUCCAUCUGUGUACCCACUAUGUUGGUAGAGUGUACGUUGUAAUGCAACGCGACGGUCACGAAACACCUUAAAUAAGGUUACACAGAUCCACGAUACUAAGUGCUCUAUCAUGUAUAUACCAGCACUAUUAAAAAGCAACAAAAAAUGGUCAAAUAUUUCAAUCUGAUUGUGAAAAUAAUAAUUAUUAACUCUUAUAAGAAUCUCUUUCUCUAACACGCACGCAUUAAAAUGUACACUCGGGAUUGUUGUGAUACAUCAUGCCCUUCAUUUCACCUCCAUUAUACUAACUACUUGACGCGGUAUAAUAUCACUUAUCUGACUAUUAUGUCCCACCAUGACGAAGGAAUGCUCAACUUGUGUUAACACUAACCAUUUCUACGGGAAGUUUAACUAAAGCUUUUGAUAGCGAGAAGUUCUUCACAUGAACAGUAGGUACGACAGAGAUAGCUAUAUCUGAAUGAUCUUCUCAGAUGCAUGUAGUUGGAUUUCCUCAAUGUAUUUUAAAUGUGUUCAAUAAGACUUAUUUUUCAAUGUUGUCUUCUAUGUGAAUUUCAUGAUAGUAACAUGUCUGUCAUUUUAUCAGGAACCAUUUGGCAGUAGAACCACUAUUCAUCUAAAACAAUACCUAAAUCUGUAUUGUCAUUUUGUACUAGAAUAAAAGACGAUAACCGACUAAUUUAUUGUUGUUUCUAGUUAAAUACUUUUGAAGUACAUAUUCAUCAUUUGAUAAGUAUUCUGUAGCAAGCUGUAGAAAAAGUUAAAUAAAGUUACUUUCGUCAUAGCAUCUGUAAUUCAACACUAUACAAAUAGUGAGCUAAAGUGCCAAACUCGAUAAUUUAAUGCAAUUUAAUACUUACUGGGUUUAUCUCUUACUAAUUAAAAACUAUUUUUCAAUUACUGGUUACAUUAUAAACAUAACUGCCUCUCAAAUAGAAUAUUUGUUUGUAGUUGUUCUGCUAAUCGCCCCGCUUCCAGAUAGCCAUAUAAUAUACCUCAGCGCCGUUCAGUCUACAUUCCAACGCAUAGUAUUAUUUUUCAAAGUUUCAUGUCACUGCUUUUGUUUUUCGCCUUCAUGGCAUCUGUCUGGUUAUCUUUCGUAAGACUUUACUUUAGAUCCACUUAAGUUGUGUAAUAUUAAGCAUUUAUUAAUUCGUGCUUAUAGGUACCUACUAACUAAUUAACUAUUUACAAUGUUUUGAGUGCAUUUACCCAGAUUUAGUUUGAAUGUAUUUCUAAAUUCAGUUUAUGUAUUGGCUUUUCUAAUUUCUUCUGUUUUCGUAUAAAACUAAUGUAAAUCUAGAGAUUUGCACUCGAUUAUUUAGUUACAAAUGCAAUAUAAACUCAUAUUGAGUUGAUUUUAAUUUUAAUGUAGUUCAAUAAUUAACUAUUUUCUAUUUUAAAGUUCCUUGACCUCCUAAUAUAGUUUAAUCCAUGAUUCUUCCAAUCAGUCACCCACAUAUCACGAACAUGACAAAUUAAUUCUAAAAUUAUUCGAGCUUUACUUUAUAUUAAAAUAACAUAAAAAAUAUAAGACAAAUUACAUUAUAACCCAUAAGAAUAGCAGGUUAUCUAAAGCUGUUAAAUUCUUAAAAUAAUUAGUGUUUUUCCAAAACUUAUAUGAAUAUGAAAUCGUUUUGGUAUAUAAGGACAAAUAAUUAAACCCACCUGACAACAGUCACAUUUCGACUUAAUGCAGUUUGAUCACAUGAAUAAGCAUGCAAAGAAGAUUUUCACAUUUGUCUGAUCAAUUCUGUGACUGUAUCUCAUAGAAAUUGUCUCUAGUUUUCAUAAUAACCGAUCUAAAAUCAUUUCUCUAUCAAUCUAUGGUUCAUUCAAAUCGAAUCGACUAUGUAACAUUAGUAUCGAAUUCAUUAAAUGUAAAUAUUGUUAAUUUAUUGUUGUAAAGAUUUAAUGUAAUUCGAAUAAGUUAACGUGCACAAUGAAUGUUAUCCUUCCACGUUGUAGGCUACGUGUAUCGAUAUAUAAGUAUAAAGUACAUAUAUAAUAUAAACGAUGUCUUAGUAACGUAUGGGGGUGGACGCAUUAUGGUGCAAUUUCCAAACAAACUUACAAAUGUAGCUCUCAUUUUAUGAAUGCAUUUAGAUAAUAGACCCAUUUUACGGUUAUAUAAGAUUUUUUUUCAUAUAUAACUUUAUCAUAGAAAUAUUAUUAUUGUAUAUAGUUAAAUGAAAGAGCCACUCCCAUAUAACUCUAUAAAUGUUAAUUUUAAAUGUAACUUAUAAAGACUAGUGCCACUUAAUAAAUUAUAUUAUAAAAUAUGCUUGAAUAUAACCCUCAUAAUAAUCACAAUGUAAACACUGCUUUAUGAUAAAGUUGUGAAGAAAAUAAAUAUUAUAUCUUAAAAAAAUAGUUAAUCUUGUCCAUGGCGACAGGGUGCCGGACGUUGUUAUAUAAAAUUAAAAAGAUAUAUAAAGAUAUAUGGAGGCAUAGUAAAGAAUAAAUAUGGUUGUUGUAAAGUAAUAGAUAUAUAUUUUUUCUAUUUAGUUGGCGAGGCCAGGGCGCGGCUGGCGAGCCGCGGCGGCAAAGUGGUAGAUAGGUCAAUAUAGAAAAUAUUAUUUUGCAUUGUUUUAUUAAACCUAAUAACAAUAUUUUCUCGGGAGUUGUAGCUAAAAAUGACGCAACAAGCGAAGUACUCAACAAAUAUUAAGUUGAAUGAUAUAGCUUGAAACAUGGAUAAAGAUGUCACAAUUAUACACAAAUACAAGUAAUUUAUUUCGCAGGAAUAUAGAAUAGCCGUUUUAGGUUCACAACUCCCAAUCAGUCGCUAAUUUUAUAAUUCGUGCCAAAAUAUGUUAAAAUAUUAUGAACAAGCAUAACAUGAUCUCUGUUUAAUGUAACUCACGACGAAUACAAGCGUUGUCUGUGUAUUUGUUAUUGCAAUAUAUUAAUUUACCAAUUUAACUUUAAGAAUAUGUGUCUUCAUGUAUUUUAGAAUUACCAAACUGGUAAUUCAGUUACAAUCAAUGAAUUUAAUUAUCGCAUUAAUUAAUUAUAUUAUUCUGCAAUAUAUUUCUUAUGUAUUUAUAGUUGUGUAAGAUGUUUUGUGGCCUGAUAUUCAAACGUAACUCCAAUUGCCUUUUAUCACAUACUGUAGUAAAAAUAAAAACUUUGACAGAAGCGUUCAUGGUAAUAGCAAACGCUCAGCGAUGAAAAUUAAGUAUUGUGACAUGUCUCAACAAUGCUUUUUUUUAUAAUUUCGAGCGUAUCCGAUUGUCUUUAAAGUUUUUAGUUGUAGAAUUGCCUCUCGCCACAGGGGCAACUAUUCAGCCUUCUAUUUUCGCUACUGCAAUAUUUUGACACGACGUAGGAGCACUGUGUACCUCGUUUAUUUUAGCGAGUAUCGAAUUCUUAAUGACGCUUCUAUUAUUGGUAUGCAAGUCAACGCUAUGUCUGACCGAGUCUGACGUUAGUUAAAUAUGGUAAUUCUUAUUCACGCUGACCUAUUAUUGGGUGAUGCCGUUAAGAUGCAAUUAAACGAAAUAAGUAGUUAAUAAAUUUAAAAGUCUACCAGUGUGAACUUAUAAAUACGCAAAUGGUUUUGGUAAAUUUCAGGCCGAUUAAUUUCCCAUUGCCCCAUCCCACGCAAGGGAGCGUCGUAAAUAAGGAUUACUAUUCAUCAGCUAAUGUAGUGUGACGUCAUCAAUGCUUGAUGAAAUGUAUGAAUAUAGUAUUUGUGUUUAAUGUCUGCAUGCGUGGAAUGUUGGUGCUAACGUUUAUUUUGUGUUCGUUGUGUUCCAGUGCUUGGCGAGUGCGUGCUCCGAUUACGUUAUUAUAAAAUUGUAUUUUGAUAUUAUUUAUGUUCAUGUUUGUAAAUAUACAGAAACGGCAUAUCCAUUGUUCUGUAGUUAGGUAAGUGACUCCACAAAUAAAUACACUGUUGGAGAA